GGUUAGUUGUUUUUAAACAUAAAACGGACACGGUCGUGGUGAAACGUGUGAUUUACUUUAUUCCUUCAAAACGUUUAUCGUGAAUUUGUCAGUGUAUAAUAUAAAAUAUUGAAUGGUAUUAUAAUGCAAUGAAUUGCAAAUCACUAUCAAACUAUAAGUGCUGAAAUUAUUUGCAGUAUUGGAUAUUAAAAAUGGUUACGGUUGCGGUAGAGUUAGAAAAUGAUAGCAUCCAAGAAACGCCUACGCCGAAUAAUAAUUGUGUUUCAAAUAAACGGAACGGUCAUAAUAUAAAACUCAAGAAUAACGAUCAGAUUCCUGGCUAUUUGUCAAUUUAUACAAUAUUUCAGUUCAUUGGAAUAUUACUAAUAUUAUCCGUAUUUUUAUGGCUACAAGUUUAUCGCACUGGUUUUGGUUUUAGCGGAACAAUAAAAAUAUGCAAUUGGCAUCCUUUAUUAAUGACAAUAACGUUUGUUUAUUUAUUUGCAAACUCUAUCCUUCAUUUCAGAAAUUUCCGAAAUACUACAAAACGAAAAUUAAAAAUGCAGCAUGCAGCAAUUCAUAGUUGCAUUAUCAUCUUCGGGGUACUUGGGAUAUGGACUGGUUUAAAUUCAAAUUUAAUUGCUAAUCCACCUAUUCCAAAAUUUUACAGUUUGCACAGUUGGUUGGGAAUUAUAACUGUUAUAAUGUUUCUUUCACAGUUUAUAAGUGGAUUAAUAUCAUUUCUCUACCCUGAAAUAGCGAUGAAAUAUAAAGAAGCUGUUAUGCCUUAUCACAUUAUAUUUGGUGUAUUGACGUUUGCAUUAUCCAUUGUAACUUCAGUACUGGGAUUUAGUGAAAAAAUCAUAUUCGCAGUGAACCAGCAGCAUGGACAUUUACCGACGGAAGGCCUGUUUUUAAAUUGUGUAGGGAUAGUAUUAAUUUUUUAUGGUGCAUUGGUCGUGUAUAUAUUAGUCAAACCUAAGUAUAAAAGAUCUUCUAAGCCAGAUGACGGAGUGACACAUAAUGGGGCUACACAUUAAUUUUAAUUUUGUGAUUUUAUAUUUAAUUAAUUUUAAUGAACAUAAUAUUAAAAUCACCAACAAAAAGUCUGAUAACUACAAUAUGUUACAAAUUAUCUAUCGUUUGAUUUUGUUUAACCAAGAUAAUAUUGCCAUGUUCUUAAGCUAUGCGUUGUAUUUAAAAUAUUAUUAUGAAUUAUUUUUAUUAUACUUAUUGAUAAUCAAUCAAUCUAAA
This is a messenger RNA of Aphis gossypii (cotton aphid), 1233 nucleotides long. RefSeq names its product transmembrane ascorbate-dependent reductase CYB561-like. Bases 192 to 1019 code for a protein of 275 amino acids. The transcript is spliced from 7 exons. Lineage: Eukaryota; Metazoa; Arthropoda; Insecta; Hemiptera; Aphididae. The record is from RefSeq and is a predicted model, not a curated record. Gene Ontology annotation, molecular function: oxidoreductase activity.